This is a messenger RNA of Stegodyphus dumicola, 5157 nucleotides long. RefSeq lists its product as uncharacterized. The record is from RefSeq and is a predicted model, not a curated record. Gene Ontology annotation, biological process: negative regulation of transcription by RNA polymerase II. Gene Ontology annotation, cellular component: chromatin; PRC1 complex. Lineage: Eukaryota; Metazoa; Arthropoda; Arachnida; Araneae; Eresidae. Gene Ontology annotation, molecular function: chromatin binding.
CAAGCGAGCUGUUGGUACCUGAUGCCGCAUGUCAGCGAUCGCCGCUGUCGCUUGUACGUAGUGGUAUUUCUAAUGUUUCGCAUGGAAUAAGACAGUGUCCUUCUAAUCCUGGUAUCUGAUAUGAACACGGAUAUGGAUAUGUCAUCAGUUGACGGACGAGUUUUCUAUGCAGAGUGCAUACAGAAAAAACGAAUACGGAAGGGCCGUGUUGAAUACUUCGUAAAAUGGCAUGGCUGGAGUCAAAAGUAUAACACAUGGGAACCGGAAGAAAACAUCUUAGACCCACUGCUCUUCGAAGCUUUCGAAGCAAGGCAAGGCAAAGAUAAGGGCCCUGCCAAAAGAGGUCCAAAGCCAAAAAAGAAAAGAAUUCGUAGCUCGAGUGACGUUUCGCUUGAGGCCAGGAGCAACACAGCAGAUGGCAGUACCAAGCUCGCCGAUGAUAGUAUGCGGGCGGGGGACGACGCACCCCCUUCGGUGUCCCCUUCCGUAACACCCUUCCCAUCAUCUUCCAAGAAACAACAAACUCGUCCGCGAAUCCAGUUUGCGAGUCGACGAAGCGACGAACCAACUCAAGGUCACCUUCCAUCUGCAUCGAACAUUGCUACGGCCAAAGGCCCCAAAGUGAUGGCGAAGAGCCCGAAGUGGUUGUCAACAACAACCGCAACAGAAAAAGAGCACAAUCAAGCGAAUCAUUAUAAAGCGUUGAACGGGCAUGUGAAAAAGAUGCCGCAUAGCAAAGCGGACUCUACUAGUGCCAACAAGAAAGCAAAUUCCGCUGUUUCGACUAGCAGUAAUACUUCCCGAUCGCCGCAAACGGGAAAAAAUUCAGCCCUCUCGAGGAUUAAUCAGUCCCCGAAAUUGAGUGCUAAUAAUAAUUUUCCCAAUAAACGAACAAUGACGAACUGCAGUGAUACCAGCUGCGUAGAUCCGAACGGGGUGACUGAGAAAGCAGAAUCACCCGCUAACCAUUCCGAUCAGGAGAACAAUAAUGAAUUGGGAAAACCAGAUGUUCAACUCAACGGUCACCUUCCCCCGAACCGGGUGGUUCAAGCGACCCUGCUCCAGCCGAAAAACAACAACUGCAGCCGUUCGCUAUUCGCCCCCAGCUGCGUAGUUAACGCGGAUCCACCCCCCGAAAUAUGGCAGAAGCAGAAUCCCGUGGUAGAUGAUAUUCUGAUCACCGAUGUGACCGCCAAUCUGGUCACUGUGACCGUCCGCGAAUGUUGGACUAGCCGUGGUUUCUUUCGCGACCGCGGCGGGAUCGAAAAAAUCGAGAAGGGCAAUGAACCAAAAGAAAUGGAAGUUAACUAAUUCUUGUUUGCGAUGAAAAGCGUGUGGGGGAAGUUAUGAAAAUUGAAAUUUAUUCUUUUCACUGCGCACAGUGAUCGUAACUGUUGGAAAGUUUCUCUGAAAGGUCACUGGUCAGAAAACUUAUUGCUAAAAUGGCAUAAAUCUUGAGGUUAUACAAAAUUUUGAACUCCGAAAAUAAAUUAUUACAUUUAAAAAAUUUGCUAUUUUCAAAUAAAACUUCUAUAUUCUAAGCACUGAUUCAAAUAAUUGUUUGGAACAAGAUGUUGAAAUUAACAUAGUCAUUUAUUGUUAACAUAAAUACUAUUAGAAGUAUUUUAAUUGAAUCUCCCUAAAGCACAGAUAUUACUUUUUUAGGGCAGGAUUACAUAUUUGAAUAAAUGAUGGUGUUUCAAAGUACAUGGCUCGUAAUUUGGUGAAUUUUAUUCAAAUUCUCAGAUUUUACACUUGAUUAAUCUCAAUAUGUAGAAAAUUUUUAUUAAAUUCUUCUGCUGUUGUUGGGAGUUGCUCAAAUAGUAAGAUAUUUUUGCAUUAUUUAGUGUUAAGUUUUGUCAUGAGAAUUUACAUUCUUUCAGGGAACACCUUAUUGAUGAUUAUUAAUACAUAAGUCUGAGUAAAUUUUUGUCGUUUGAAUAGUGCAGAAAGUCACUAAAAAGGGAAAUUUUCUGAUAAGUCACGUCACUGAUUGCAGAACUCCCACCUUAGUGUUUCAAUUAAAAAAGUGGUGCCUUCUUUAUAUACUUCUUCCCAGAAAGACUGGGUAGAUAUUACUUUCGUUCAAGUGAUUGAAAAAUGAAAAGUAGCAGCCCUUAUCCUUCUAGGUAUCUUCGGAAAGUAGAUAUUAUUGGGAAAGCAUUGGAACUUUUGAACUAAUUAUAUUUCCUUAUCUGUAAAGAACACAAAAACGUAAAUAUUUUUGUUUAUAUUUUUUGUUAUAAACUAAAUAAUAUAUAUAUAUAUUUACUUACAAACUUUGUGAAAUACCUUAUUUAACGGCAUAUAAGACACACUUUUUUUCCUAAAUUUGAUCUCAAAAAAGUUGCCUGCGUCUUAUACGUGAAGGACACAGUCUUAUACGUGAAGGUAAUUGCAUUCAGUAAUUGUUUAUUUGGCUUUUACGAAACGUGAGAACUAAAAGAAACCACGCUAUUGAAACUUUUUUUCCUUGUGUGUGGCCGUCUAAAUAAGGGUGCAUCUUAUAUGCCGUCAAAUAUGGUAUAUACCAUUUCUGGAACAUCUUGUGCUAAUAUUUCACUGGAGACAGAAAAAUUAGGGAGAUAUUGAUUCAUGUUGAAAUUAUAAUUAAAAUUUAUAGUUUAAAUAUUCUUAAAUAUCAGUAUUGUAAAAAUUUUAAAUGGAAGAGGCAUUUUCCCCCACAUUUGCAAUAUGACAGUAUUACAUCUAUAAAAAUGUGGCAAGCAGUUGUAGAUAAAGUAUCCAUAGAAAUUAUCAUUAAAUAUUAUGUCUGUGCACUCUUUAUAUCCUUUCUAGGUGUAUUAAGACUUUUUUUUUUUUUUUUUUUUUUUUUUUUUAUCCUGUCGUAAAUCAGCUUUUAAGGACUGACUGCUGCUUUUUGUUUGAAAGUUUGUAAAAAUCUAAUAAUGGAUAAACUUACCAGAAUUUUUACAUUUUCGUUUUCAGAUUUUUCAUGUGUGGCUAUGCAAUUUUAAAGAAGGAAAGUGUAAUAGUUAUUUUUGGCACCUUUAUAAUAAAAAGUAGUAAAUAUAACAAUAAGAAAAUUAUAGCCGAAGUUAAGAGGUGGCAUAUUAAAAAAGUAGAAAUUAAAACAAAUUAUUAUUAUUAUUAUUAAUAUAAAAAAUACAAAAAUCGGUGGGAUUUUUGUAUUAUUUCUUGAUUUUAAUAUUUUGAAAGAUACAAAACUAGUAAAAAAGGUAUUAGUUUCUUAUUAUUUUUUAGAAAAACUGGUGGAAAAAAAAAAGAAACUAGUUUAUUGUUAUUUAAUAUUUAAAUCUUAUACAAAAGCUAGCAAAAAAGAAUUUGUUCAUUUUUCAAUAUUUUAAAGGGGUACACAGAUUGAAAGAGCCCUAGCCUGUCUAAAAAAAUCGGAUUCUCCAAAUGAUAAACUGAGAUAUCAGCAGGCUGCUGUUCUUGAUGUAUUUUAAAAUACAAAAAUCCUUGAUUUUAAUAUUUUGAAAGAUACAAAACUAGUAAAAAAAGUAUUAGUUUUUUAUUAUUUUUUAGAAAAACUGGUGGAAAAAAAAGAAACUAGUUUAUUGUUAUUUAAUAUUUAAAUCUUAUACAAAAGCUAGCAAAAUGAUAAACUGAGAUAUCAGCAGGCUGCUGUUCUUGAUGUAUUUUACGCAGUUUCAAACAUAAAACUGAAUUUUAAGUUAAAUUCGCAGAAAAGCCGUAACUGUCAGAAUUCAUUUAACGUAAAAUAGUUUUGUAUUUCUGCUAAUGUCUGUAAUUCUGGCAAAAGUAAAUUAGGAGAAAAUUUACCUGGUUUUUCUCUCAUCAAAGUUGAGUGUAUAAAUAAAUAUUUUUUGGUUAUUUAUAUCAAAUUAUAUGUUGGAAAAAAAUAAUACUGACCGGAAAUUUUUUGGUUGAAACUAUAUUUUUGUACGAUUGAAAAAAGAAAAACUAUGCAAACCCUUUCACGGCGAUGUAGAAGCAAACAUUCGCCGUCUUAGGAAUAUGCAAAAAGGAAAUGCAUUUUCACAAAACGAAGUGAUGUCGGCUCCUGCGGAAGUGAACUACGCUCCCCGCUUUGACCUUGAAAAGAAGUUCUCCGCAGUUUUAUUUAUAGCAUGUUUUUGUUAUCAGGAUCGGUAUCGACAUAGUUGGCGAGUUGAAAUUGCGAAAGAAUUUAUUUCUCCGCUCUUCUGCUUUUAGAGGGUAAAAGUAAUCAUUAAGUUAUUGUUUUUAACGAGCCAGCAGCAUAAUAAUAUAAAUGUGUAUCACAUACGUUAAUUAGUUGUCUAUUUCGUCGGUACAAGCAUUCAGUCAACUCACAGAUCCAUUGUAUAUUUUAUAUUUAAAUAUAAUUAAUGAGCACUCAGUAAUUUGAAUUUCUUGCACUUUUCCCCGAUGUGACUGUCAUCGUAAGUGUAAUAUGUAUUAUAUUUACUUGUUAAUAUUCAGAAAAUCAUUCUUAAAUUUUUAUUUUCUAUCAGGAAAUGUAAUAUCAAAAUGUUCUAUAUUUUUGUAUAAGAUCUUUUUUGAAUGUUAUCUGAAAUGGUGGCAACGGUACAAUCAAAGCAGCAUGAUCAACUAUACUGUCUUUUCUAUAUUCGAAGGAAAGUAUAUUAAAAUAAUCAGAAUUCCACAAAUCUUGUAAAUGUAUGUACAGCUUUAAGAGGUGCCUUUUGAAAGAAUGCAGCGAUAUUUUGGAGAUUAAUAUUUGCUGUAAUAACUUUCCAGUGUUCUGAGGACAGAAAUAGAACUGGAACUUGUACAUAUAUUUAUGUUUUGGAACUGAGGUAUUCUAAUUUGCGUUGUUCAGCAACUUUUUGGGAAUUUCCUAAAUGGUAAACAGUUGCAGGUAUGUGCUGCGGUUUGCAGCCAAAUAAGGGAUCAAAGAUUAUGUAAAUGACUCCUCCUAAUUUUUAAAUCAGGUAGAUGUUUCAUUUUACUUCUGUAAUGAUAUUUAGUGUUUUUCAUUUGUUUCUAAUGGAUAUCACGUCCUCAUAAUUUCAUUAUUGCUUGGUCCCUUGUGUGUGAUUUUGUAAAUCAACUAGUCCUUAUUACGUUUUGUUUGUUUGUUUGCUUUUCGUAUGCUUAUGAUUAUUCAUAAUACUUGUACAUAUUAGCUUUUCAUGUUGAUUGUGUGCCUGGCAUUGUAUUCAUAGCUCUUGUAUAUGCAAACUGUGUAUAAAAAAUUUAUACUUA